AUGUCUGGCAAGUGGCGGUGGAAGGAAAAUGUUGGCAGAAUAUCGGGUCGUCUGCUAUAUUUCAUGUAUCGUUAUUCGGCUUUCUUUGGCGUGUUUAGCUUUGGUGUGAAAAGAAAUGACGAAGCCGAUUGUACUCCUCUGGUGGCCUACAAACGCAACUGGUUCAAAUGGUUCUGCUUGUUGACCCGAUUCCUAUGCAGUUCCCUCUACUGUUACUUCUAUGGGGUAUGGGCAUUACGUGUCUCUCAUGGUUAUUUGACGAUGCUGUUUGAAAUGCGUUUGCUGGGUUGCCUGAUCUGUACGAUUUGCAUCUUUGUGUUGCAAUUGUUCUACCAUCAAAAGAUCAUAGAUUUGGUCAAUGGAUUCUUCAGGCUCUUUGGCAGAAUACAUGUAUUAUCUGGUGGACAGAAUAAUGGCUUUGGAAAUAGACUGGAGAUGAUACUAUUAAGUACAAAAUUGCUAUCAUUGGCUUAUAUCAUUUGUUUGCUUCAUCUAAAGGUCACACCAAUGGCAAUUUUAACCAUUCUGUGUGACAUUUAUACAUCGGUGGGAACAUCAAUGAUAAUGCAUGCUUGUUUUGUGGGUUAUCUAAGCAUUGGUGUCCUCUACUCGAAACUCAAUCAGUUUGCCUACAAGGAGUUUCAUUCUGGAAAACCUCAAAGUCUACGUGAAUCUAGAGCCAUGAGAUUACGCUUAGAGGAAUAUUUGGACAUUUACGAUGAGAUACAAGAAAUCUCUAGCAAGUUUCAGCGAAUUUUUGAAGUACCACUCUUUCUGACCUUGGUACAGAGUUUAUCGACAAUGGCCCUGAUCUCCUAUGACGUUAUAAUACGCAAUGGUUUUCGUAAUUUAAAUCUAUGGGGUCUGCUCAUCAAGAUGUUUGUUGAUGUAUUACUUCUUACUCUAGCAGUGCACAGUGCUGUGAGUAACUUUCGAGUGAUACGUCGACUAAGUCUGGAGACCUAUUUUGUAAAUCAAUCCAAACACCAACAUAGAGAUAUGGAAAUGUUUCUAAAUCGCUUGCAUUUUAAUGAUCUACGUGUACGACCAUUGGGUCUUUUUGAUGUUUCCAACGAAUUGACAUUAUUUUUUCUAUCCGCUAUGAUCACCUAUUUGGCCUUCUUAUUACAAUAUGGAGUGCAGUUAGAACAAUUUUGA
Molecule: messenger RNA, 1158 nt
Organism: Drosophila willistoni
Lineage: Eukaryota; Metazoa; Arthropoda; Insecta; Diptera; Drosophilidae
Product: putative gustatory receptor 93b
Exons: 2
Coding region: 1-1158 (385 amino acids)
Biological process (GO): sensory perception of taste
Cellular component (GO): membrane
Source: RefSeq, a predicted model, not a curated record